Molecule: messenger RNA, 9990 nt
Organism: Copidosoma floridanum
Lineage: Eukaryota; Metazoa; Arthropoda; Insecta; Hymenoptera; Encyrtidae
Gene: wb
Product: wing blister
Biological process (GO): animal organ morphogenesis; tissue development
Source: RefSeq, a predicted model, not a curated record
AUGAGUGGCCCGUACAGCUUGAGCAAGAGCCUAAAAAACGGCGGGCUGUUUCCGUCGGUGUUCAACGUAGCUGCGAAAGCCGAGCUGCGCGUCAACGCGACUUGCGGCGAGGACGGCCCGGAGACGUACUGCAAACCCGCGGAGACGUCGCGGUGCUCCGUAUGCGACUCCCGCAGUCCCGAUCCCAACAAGAGGCAUCACGUCAACCUCGUCCUUGACUCGAAUCCUAGCCGCUGGUGGCAGAGUCCGACCCUCGCUCAGGGCGACGACUACGAGUUUGUCACGAUUUUGCUUGAUCUUAAGCAGGCGUAUAGUAUAGCUCACUGCUCGGUUUUAUUUACAGGUGGCCCGUACAGCUUGAGCAAGAGCCUAAAAAACGGCGGGCUGUUUCCGUCGGUGUUCAACGUAGCUGCGAAAGCCGAGCUGCGCGUCAACGCGACUUGCGGCGAGGACGGCCCGGAGACGUACUGCAAACCCGCGGAGACGUCGCGGUGCUCCGUAUGCGACUCCCGCAGUCCCGAUCCCAACAAGAGGCAUCACGUCAACCUCGUCCUUGACUCGAAUCCUAGCCGCUGGUGGCAGAGUCCGACCCUCGCUCAGGGCGACGACUACGAGUUUGUCACGAUUUUGCUUGAUCUUAAGCAGACUUACCAAAUCGAAUAUGUCAUCGUAAAAGCGGCCAACUCCCCGAGACCAGCGGCAUGGAUAUUGGAAAAAUCGGUAGACGGCGAGAAUUUUCGAACUUGGCAGUACUACGCGCCGAGCGACGAGGAAUGCUGGACGCGGUACUCGAUGCCCCCCACCCUGGGAAAACCAACUUACAGCCAGGACGACGAGGUCAUAUGUACGAGUUUUUACUCCAGGCUGACACCCAUGGAAAACGGAGAGAUUCACACUCAACUGGUGAACGGCCGCCCCGGCGCCCUGAAUCACUCGCAAACCAUCCAAGACUUCACGGAGGCGCGCUACGUCAGGAUACGCCUCCAAGGCUUCAGGAGACGAGGCGACGCGAUAGUCGAAAAGAACCGAGCGUUUUACUCGAUACGAGAAAUAAACAUCGGUGGCAGGUGUCUCUGCUCCGGACACGCCUCCAAAUGCAAAUCAAGUCCCCUGCACAAGCGCCAAGAGUGCGAAUGCGAACGACACACUUGCGGAGAAAAGUGCGAUAAAUGUUGUCCCAUGUACAACCAAGUGCCAUGGAAGCCCGGGACCUCGGGCAAAGGUUUUCACUGCGAAAAAUGCAACUGCCACGGACACGCGACGAGCUGCCAAUACGAUCCCGAGGUCGCUGAGAAGAAGCUGUCGAUGGACGUUCGAGGGAAAUUCAGGGGCGGUGGUGUGUGCAGCAAUUGCUCGGACCACACAACAGGGAUCAACUGCGAAACCUGCGAGGCAGGGUACUACAGACCGGACGGAGUACUCGCGAGCGACCCCGAGCCAUGUGUCCCGUGCAAGUGUCACCCACGCGGUAGCACGGGAUUUUGUAUCCCCGACGACUCGUUCAACAACAUCGGAAAGGCGGCCGGAGCUUGCGAGUGCAAGCUCGGCUACUCCGGGCACAAGUGCAACCAGUGCUCGGCGGGUUUCCGCCAAUUCCCGGACUGCCUCCCCUGCCCGUGCGACUCACGGGGCGUACUGCCGAGCCACGACUGCGAGGGCGACUGCAUCUGCAAGGCCCACGUCGACGGCGAAUUUUGCGACCGAUGCAAGCCCGGCUACUUCGCCCUCUCAACUGCCAACCCUGAGGGCUGCCUGCCCUGCUUUUGCUCCGGGCUCUCCAACGACUGCUCCUCCGCCAAAAUCGACUACAACAUGAUCUCCACGCUGAUCGGUUGGCAGGUGAGCGACAUAAACGCCUCGCGGGCGUUAUCGCCGAGCUUGCAGGGCGAGCACGGUUGGCCAACAAUCGCGAGGUUCGAGGUCGAGUAUCGCAGCCCGUACUGGCUCGCGCCCAAAAGCUACACCGGCAAUCGUCUCUCGUCCUACGGCAGCAACUUAACGUUUCUAGUCAGUUGGAAAAUCAUGCGAGGCGACACCAGUGACAGCCGAACUUCCGAGCCCGAUGUUGUGCUCAUUGGUAAAAACGGUGUGCGAAUAGCUUACGGUGACCGAGGCCAUUCCGGCGAGGAAGCCGAAAUCACAGUACCGCUGCUCGAGGAUGGCUGGUACCACGUCAAACUACGGCCCGACAUCGUGGACGGCAUAACGAGAUUCCGUAGAACGGACUAUCGAGGCGAUCCUGUCACGCGCCAACAAUUCCUUGAGGUGCUAACUGAUGUCGAGUACCUACUCCUGAGGGCAAAAUACCAUACCGAACAAAAUGAGGGAAGCUUGAAAGCAGCCGUCUUGCCCGUCGGGGAAGUUGCCAUGGAGAGUGGAAGAGGAAGUGUCGUCGAAAUGUGUUCAUGUCCCAGGGGCUACACGGGCUUGUCUUGUGAAUUGUGUGAUUGGGGAUACGUCAGGGCGCCUGUCAAUUCGACUGAUCACAAGAUUCGCCACGAAUGCGUAAAGUGCGACUGCAAUGGGCACGCUGCCACGUGCAAUCUGUUGAUGGGCGAAUGCGGUCCUUGCGAGUACAACACAGUUGGACCAAAGUGCGAUCGCUGUGCCGUGGGAUACUACGGCGAUGCGACCCGGGGAACAUCUCGAGACUGUUUCAAGUGUGCCUGUCCGUUGGACAGCCCAACCAACAACUUCAGUCCAAAUUGUCAAGUUGACAAUCCACACGAUAUAGACAGCGGUUACGUGUGCACUCAGUGUCCACUUGGAUACACCGGUGAUCACUGCGAGAGUUGCGACGUUGGUUUUUAUGGGAAUCCCCUCGAGCCGGGUAACAGUUGCAAGCCCUGUCCGUGCUUUGGCAGCCCUUGCGAUCAAAAAACCGGUAGGUGCUUGGACUGCCGAGGAAACACGGAAGGCUGGCAAUGCGAAAGAUGCAAGGAGGCCCACUACGGCGACCCCACCGAGUUCAAUUGUCUCCCUUGUGCCUGUGAUCCGCUCGGCAGCACCUCCCAUUUGUGCGAUUUGCGGAGCGGCCAGUGCAUCUGUCGGCCGCUGCACGAGGGUCGCGACUGCUCCCUUUGCAUCGAGGGAUUCGGCAACGUGACGGCGGGUUGCGUCGAGUGCGAUUGCGGUAUCGGAGCGGCGGACAACAACUGCGAUCCCCGCAGCGGGCUUUGUAGCUGCAAUUCAGGCGUCGUCGGGUCCAAGUGCGAUGCCUGUGACGUUGACCAUUUCGGGUUGUCUUUUGACGGCUGUACAGAUUGCAACUGCAACUCACUCGGAUCGGUUACAACCCACUGUGAUAUCGUCUCAGGCCAGUGCCAGUGUAAAAAGAACGUAAUUGGCAGACAAUGCUCGAGCUGUUUGGCAAACCACUGGGGUCUCGUGACAGGCGCCGGUUGCUCGCCUUGCGAGUGCGACCCCGUGGGCUCUCACAACGCGACGUGCCACGAUGCCAACGGACAGUGCCACUGCAAACCCGGAAUAGGCAGACUGCGCUGCGACUCGUGCCUACCCGGCUACUAUGGUUUCUCUCAAGACGGUUGCCAGCCGUGCGAGCCGUGCGAUCGUCCGGGUCACAUCUGCGACCAGAGCAACGGGAGGUGCUCGUGCCCGGCCCUAAGCACCGGGGAGCGCUGCGACAGGUGCAGACCCGGGAGCUACGAUCUACGUCCCGGGCUGGGUUGUCGGGGUUGCGGUUGCAGCUUGGCGGGGUCGCAGAGGCAACAGUGCGCCCAGGUGGAUGGGCAGUGCCCGUGCAGGGAAGGCUUCGAGGGCCGUGCGUGCGACAGGUGUGCCCCGGGGCACUACGACUAUCCGCACUGCCGGCCCUGCGGGUGUGAUCCACAGGGUACGGUGGGACAGUGCGACGGACUCGGGCAGUGUCCCUGCAAGACGAACGCGGUCGGGCGACGUUGCAACGAGUGCUCGGAGGGUACCUUUGGCCUGUCGGCCGACAACCCGGACGGCUGCACCGAGUGUUUCUGCUUCGGCCGGACGAGCGAGUGCCGCCAGGCGAGCCUCAGCUGGGGCCAACGCCGGCUGCCCCGGCCUCGGGUCCUCUACGUCAACGAUACCGUUAACGAAGUCGUUAUCACAAGCUACGGCUCGUCCCUGGUUCUGCCGUACUUCAACAGCGGCUUGAACAAAACGAGUGGCCUGUACGUCGUGCCCGGUACAGAUGGAGACGUCACCCUGCCCGUCAACUUUUACCGCGAGUGUCCCAUCUACUGGCAACUGCCGGAUUUCUUUUUGAAGGACAAGGUCACGUCGUACGGUGGAUUCCUUCGGUUCACUACGAUAACCGACGGUGGAUACGUAUUGCGAUCGAGCCAUCGGUUUCCGCUCGUUCAAUUGCAGGGCAACGGGAUAGUGCUCGAACACUUUCCGGCCAACUCGAGCAACGACAAUGGUCACGUCGUGAGGUUACACGAGUCGUCGUGGCGAUUGAAAAACAGGGCGGAUGUACAGGUCACGCGGGAGAUCCUCAUGGUGGCCCUUCAAAAUGUUCAACGCAUUUUCGUCAAGACAUCCGACUUCACCGACUUUUCCAGAGCAACCCUUCUGGAGGCUUCGAUCGACACGGCAGUGCCGACAGCGUUCUCGCAACCCCUCGCCAAUGGUAUAGAGCAGUGCGACUGUCCGACCGACUACAAUGGCACCUCUUGCCAGGACCCGAGCCAGGGCUACUACAGAUGGGUCGAGGUCAACGUGACCAGUGUCAUAAGCGGCUCCUACGAUGGCUACAUCGAGCUCGUCGGACGUGCCAGGGCUUGCGAGUGCAACGGCAGGUCCGAGCUCUGCGAUCCCGAGACUGGACACUGUCUGGGAUGCGGGGAAAACACGUCGGGCCCCAACUGCGAGAUCUGCGCUGAAAGCUUUUACGGGGAUCCAAACUUUGGUGGUUGCAAGGAGUGCCCGUGUCCCCAAACCGAUAAAAAGUUCUCCAACACUUGUGUCCUGCGACCGGACAACGAGGUUGUUUGUGUCUGCAAACCAGGGUACGCAGGGGCACGUUGCGAGCGUUGCUCGUAUGGACACUACGGCUACCCGAGUACACCGGGCGGACGCUGCGAGCCGUGCAAUUGCAACGAAGCGGGCAGCGCCAGCGACGAGUGCGAUACCGAGACCGGCCAGUGCAACUGCAGGCCCGGAUCGACCGGGCGCGAUUGCUCCCAAUGCACUGCCGAGCGUCACGUCUUCGUUGGCCCGAACUGCGUUUCAUGCAACGACAACUGCACCGGUUUGCUCUUGGACGAUUUGGAUGACCUGAAGUACGAGCUGAUAAACGCGACGACCCACAUUUCGGCCGGUUACAUAGCACCGCCUUGGGAAGAGUUGGCUUACAUGGACGACAACGUGACGAGCUUGUACGGGGAGAUAAAAGCCAGGAGGCGAAUCGAGGACGAAGUGAGGAGUAUUCCCUGGGACGAUUACAAGCUCAUGGCGAAACGGGCUGAAUCUCUGUUGAGUAAAGUAAUUGAGAAGGUCAACGACGCCAGGAUAAUAAAGUCGCAGAGCGGUGACAUUCAGAAUAACGCCUACAGUUUGAAGAUGGAGAUCGAGGGAUUGAAAAAAGAUAUUAACGAUACGAUUUUCGAAGUGGUUUACUACGGGAACGAUGAUAAAAAGGUUGAGAUUAAAAAGGUUCUUAAGGAAGCGAAGCAGAUUUUGAAUGAAAUGAAACUUCUCGAUUUGCCGAAGCAAACCAAAGUAUUCGAGGUUUUAACCAACGAGUGCACCGAGUACAUUGACUGGCUGGAUAGCUUGCUUGCUUUGAUCGAACCGUUGGACAGUGCGAAAGAGAAAGCUCAUGAUUUUUCGGUAAAAAUGAAGGAUAUGAUGAAAAUAAUGGAGAAUACGAUGGAAACUAUGUUCAGCUACGAUACAUUGUACAAUGAAAUCAAUAUGACUUACGAAGUACUGUCGUACCAACAAGAAGAAAUCAGUGACAAAAGUUCAGAAAUCAAUGGGUCACUUAACAAAGGACAAAAUCUCAUUGUCGAGGCCAAAGGAUGUGUCGUCGAUAGCGAAAACAACAUACAGGACAUACCAGAAAUAAAAAAUAAACUAUCAGAAGCUACGACCAACCUUUCUACUAAAGAACAAAUCCUAUACAGGUUGAAUUACGAAUAUAAAAAUAAGUACGUGAUACCAGCAACAUCUCACGCUCAAAAUCUUUCCAACUACGUUGAUCAAUAUGUGGGGUUAUUCUCCGAAACAAGGGCUCAAGCAGCCAAUCCUUUGAAAGCAAGUCAAGCUUACAAAAAUAUAGUUGACGGGCUGAUGGAAGCUGAACAAGCAGCAUACGAUGCUAACGAUAUACUUGACGACGUUCAUCGAAAGGUAUAUCUUCGUGGUCCAGAUUCCGAUACGUUGUUGGAUAAUGCUCUGGAUGUAGCAGCACGAUCAACAGAACAAGUGGAAAGGACUCGAAAUCACUAUCAACCGAUUUUUCAAGCAAGAGGACAAUUGGAAAAUCAGAAACAGGCAGUUUCGGACUUGAAAAUAUCCCUUAACAGCUCGGGCACGAAAGAUAAUCAAAUCAACCUCAAACUACGUGAAUUACAGAGCGAUAGUCGAAGGAUACAAGAAAGAUUAAAUGAUAUAUUGAAAGAAAAUCUGGAAACAGCUGCGUCCAUUGUCCAAACGAGACAGCUGAUUUCGGAUUAUCAACAAGGUAUUAUCGACGUGCUCAAUCCAAAAUUGCAGGAUUUGAAACGCGAAGGGGAUUCUAAAAUAAGCCUUGCUAGUGAAAAACUCGCCGAAGCUCAGAGCAAUAUCAAGAAAGCUGAUGCCAAGCUGACAAGUAUGACGAUAGCUGCCAUAAAACGGCAAGAAGAGUUUGAUAAGUGGAACGGAACGUUGGCCAAUAAACUGCAAAUUCUGAAGGAUAAGAUUGCUGAAGCGAGAAAUACGGCAGAUGGAAUUCGAGUUUCCAUAAAAUCCGCUGAGGGUAAAAGAUGCACUAGGUCUUAUAGAGUAAGGAAUUUGCAACCGUCGUCUACCACAACGAUCAGUAUGACGUUCGCCAUUCCUCACAAUCGAAAAGAAGGAAUAUUAUUUUAUCUUGCAAGCAGUAUAAAUGAUGAUUUUAUGGCUUUGGAAAUGUUUAACCGGAAAAUAAGAUUCGUAUGGAACGUUGGUGGGGGCGUUGGAAUGAUCAUUCAUCCUGAAGUUCUAGAAACUGGGAGUCCUGAAAACGAUUCAUUGUGGUAUCGCAUCGAAGCCGAAAGGAUAAGGCACAUUGGCAAGUUAAGUGUGAUAAAGCAGUUGACCAAAACAAGCAAGUAUUCUGCAGUCAUCAACGAAACCAGCUCGGAAUUCGGACUCUUCGAUGUCACAAGCAUGGAUCGUGUGUGGCUUGGCGGUCUUCCAGAACUGCAGAUGAAACCACCGGAAUUGCUGGCUUCAAACGGCUUGCCAGGAUGUGUUCACCAACUUCUACUCAAUGGAAAACAGAUCGGUCUGUGGAAUUUUAUUAGCAACGAGCCAGACGAUGCUUGCCGGCCUUGUGUUGAAGGGGUUGAAAACAUAGGUAAUGACCUUGCAUAUAGCUUCAACGGCGAAGGCUACGCGGUAAGAUCACGAGUGAUAUCUGGUCCUUACAACAAAUAUAUUUUUGGAGUCUCCAUUAACUUUAAGACGUACGAUGAGAAUGCCAUACUCUUCUUGGCCAUUGAUCCCGAUAAUCCCAAUGGUCAUGUCAUGAUAUUUUUGAGGGACGGUCGCGUAGUCCUUCACAUAGUUUAUGGUAACAAUAUCAGUAUGGAAAUGACAUCGUCGUCCCGCUACAACACUGGAAAUUGGACGAAAGUGGAUGCCUUUCGACAAUUCCAGUCACGUAAGAACACCGAAAAGUGCAGUUUUAGCGUCGACGGGGAGUACGACAAAAAGAUCGGAGCCCCGACACCUCAACCCCGACAGGAAGAUAUACCUGAUUUAUCGAAUGCUAAAUACUUUUUCGGUGGUGUACCACCCAGUUUUCGCAUCGAUGGAUUUUCUCUGCCAACGCACUUCCCCUUCCUCGGAUGCAUGUCUAACAUUGUUGUGCAAGAAGGAUACGAUCCUAUGGCUGAGCAUUAUUACGGCGUUGAGCCUGGCUGCAGGCGUAAGCGAAUGAAUACCGUUGGUUUUUAUGGAGAUGGUUACUUGGAACUUCCUGGCCAUCAGCUUCGUAAAAAAUUUUCUUCCAUCAGCUUUUCGUUUAGAACGUUGCAAAGCAAUGCCAUGCUUUUGUUGUCGACGUUCCAGGGACCUGAGGAGAAACUUUUUGGCAUUCCCGAUCCUGAUCAAGAUUUACUUAUGGAUACUGAUAGUUCUAAUAAUACUAAUAAGGACAAUUAUUACUCUGUAGCUAUAGUCGACGGUCACGUGCAAUUUAGAAUAAACGGAGGUAGAGGUGAGCUGAUCCUGUUGUCCAACGGAACAUUUGACGACGGUAAAUAUCAUAUGGUAACCGUGACAAAGAGAAGAAAAGACGUUGAACUUAGGAUAGAUGACGCUUAUCAAGUGAAUCGAAGACUACCCACGAGUGCGGCGGUCAAGGCACCGGAAUCCGGUGGUCUGUACAUUGGCGGGCUCCCACACCUUAUCAACAAUACAAAAAUGGUAUUUACGAAUGCGCCACUGAUUGGUGCGAUCAAAGACAUCAUUUUUGAUGAAGAUAAAAUCGUAAGUUUCGAUGAGGCUUUGAGAUUCGAGCACGCGUACAUUGGUCGUGCGGGUCCACUGAUGGGCAAGGAUUCUCCAGCAUACUCAUCAUCGGCAUCUCUGUCCAGAGGAUUGUCUACUCAACCCGAGGGUUGUCAAAAGAUCCCUUACUAUUCUCUGGAACCCGGUGCGCUUAAAUUUGGGGACAAACCUCAAAGUCACACCCAGUUGUACUUAAAUUUCGAAAAUUUCUGGAAUCAGAAGAAAGUGAUAGAGUUCGAUUUUAGAACUUACUACCCUAACGGUCUGCUUUUUAUUACUCCGGGAAUUCGUAUUAAAAACUAUUUGGUAGUGAUGAUCCGAGACAGCCAACUGCUUUUGAUAAUCAAGAGCAAACAAAAGAAGGAAAUGCUAUUUAAAACUCCGUUCAACGAUGGCAACUGGCAUCACGUGACGAUCGGUCACGAUGGCAAGAAACUAUCGAUGAUCGUCGACACGCAAACGCCAAUGUCUGUAAGAGUGCCGAAGAAAAUUGGUUUAACCAACGUCAUGUACAUCGGUGGUAUACCAGAAAGUGGAACUCCGUUGCCGGAACAGAUUGUCUCUAAGCUAGAAACUCUCAAAGGAUGCAUACGAGGCUUGAAAGUCAAUGGCAACAUUUAUGACAUGGUAGGCUCCACCAGCAGACCAGUUAAUGUUGGCCAAUGCUUUCCAAAUGUCGAGAGCGGCGCUUAUUUUCAAGACGAAGCAUAUGCCGUUUACAAAAAAAACUUUGAACUCGGGCCCAUCCUGGAGUUACAGUUGGAGUUUCGCACCUCGGAGUUGACAGGUGUAUUGCUGUCCAUAACGAGUUCCGAAGGCACGCCUUCAUUAUCUCUAGAGUUGUACAACGGGAAAAUCUUAAUGUCCAGCGACUUUGGAUACAAUCAAGUAUUGCACGUAGAACAAGAAUUCAAGAACCCGUACACAGUAUGCGACAACCGGUGGCACAGGAUUCAAGCUAUUUACAACGACGAAGAGCUCACCCUUAAGGUCGACGAGUUAGAACAAAAGUAUGGAUUGCCAACUGAAGUCAGCGGUCACUUCAUUGGAUCUGUUAUCACAAAUGCUCUCUACAUUGGUGGAAUACCAGAUUCUGCGCCUAAAGGAACUUUAAUGACGAGGGAUUAUUUUAACGGAUGUCUGCGUAACGUCCAAAUUGGUGGCGAACGACGCGAUUGGACUGAUAUGUACGAGCUCUACAAUAUUCAUUUGAAUUCGUGUCCAGUUCAAUGAACACAAAAAAUUAAAAAUGUGUAAAAUUUAAAGAUUUAUCAAAGCCAAAAGAUGCUAAGA